Molecule: messenger RNA, 1839 nt
Organism: Rhineura floridana
Lineage: Eukaryota; Metazoa; Chordata; Lepidosauria; Squamata; Rhineuridae
Gene: TMEM54
Product: transmembrane protein 54
Exons: 6
Coding region: 293-976 (227 amino acids)
Source: RefSeq, a predicted model, not a curated record
GGUGAAUCACAUUUCUUGUGGGAAAAAGAAGGUGGGGUUUGGCUCUUUGUUCUAGAGCCUGGAGAGCUGGUCAAACAGGAAGAGCUGAUUUCAAAUUGCAGUUGUACUACUGGAGGAGGAGGGUUGAUGUUGAGAGGCAGGCAGUGCCUAGAAGACGCAUAAAAUAGGUGGAUGGUCAAGAAGUGCCAAGGCUGCUGCAGUUGCGGCAAGGCCUGCUCCCAGAGACUAGGCGAGGACACGGAGAACUCGGAUAUGUUCUGAAGCUUUGAUGGCCUGAUCCCAAACUGCAAAGAUGUGUUGGCUGGAUGCCCUUGAUUCCAGCAGUGCCCAGAAGCUCUUGAUGAAAACAGGGCUCAUCCUGAUAGUCAUUGGUCACCUGAACUUCAUCACUGGAGCUCUGGUUCAUGGGACAGUCCUGCGCCAUAUUGCAAACCCUCAGGAUGCCAUUUCAUGGCAGUAUGCCGUUUCCAACAUUGUUUCGGUGAUCUCUGCCGUCUUGACUAUCUCCUGUGGAAUAGCAGCAAUUGUGCUCUCCAGAUAUGUAUCCCAGAAACUGCUGAGAUGGGCGGUUUUCUCCUUCAGCAUCAGCAGCGCUCUCCUCUCGCUGCUCUGCUCGAUGGGGCUGGUGGUUGCCAUUGUCCUCACGUUUGCCAACAACGGGCGUGCUCUCCUGGCUCUGUGCACCUUUGGUGACGUGGACCUCAUCCAGAUCACACACGAGUGCCCCUUCGACCCUACCCGGGUCUAUAGCUCUGCACUGGCCCUAUGGGGUCUCUCCUUCCUCCUGGAUUCCGUGGAGAUCAUCUUCAGCAUUCGGUGCUUUCUGAUCACUCUCACACUCCUGAAUCUGAGGCUGUGUCACAGGCGGACGCGCAAGAAAAAGGUCUCACUGCAGUUCGUCAUGGCCGAGAGCAGAGAAGUCUGUGAGGGCCAUGAUCUCCUGAGGUUGGACCACUUGGAGACGGCACGGCUCUAGAGGCCAAUUGUUGUCACCCAGAUUGCGACUGCUCUUGUGGAACCACCAUAGACUCUCCCAUGACACCAUCCAGGGUCUUUCUCUGCUUCAUUCCAGUAAACAUGUCAGCAAACCGUUGUGCCUGCUCUGCUCUCAGCUGCCUAAAGCUGAGCAACUGAUUGCAGGAAAGAGAGGACAAUGGCCUCCCCCAAACCUUUUAUUGCUAUGCCUGUGCUGAAAAAUCAGUCCUGAGCUCGCCUCUUCUCCAGAACAAAGGGAACAGCUGUGCUCAACUGGCUGCCAUGAGCAACCGCAAAAACUCUAUGGGCCGCUGCGCUGAGAUAAAAAACCCUUGCGAUGUGACGGUAUUAGAAGCAAAGCCUGCCAUGGGUGGGCUGAUCUACGACUUGUACCAAUCGGUGGUGUGCUUUUCUCCAGAGCGGAGGGGGUGACGAUUCUCUCAGCCGUUUCCGGGUAGAAAAGUUGCCACAAGGUGACUGUAGCUAUCUGGUUAGCAAACAACCCUCUUUGAGGAAUAAAGUGGAAAGGACUCAUUAAUCAACAAAUGCUUUUUUUGACUAAUCGGGGGGGGCAACUUUUGACUGGAGGGACUGUCUUUUUUGAGGGAAGUUUGGUUGAGGAACCAUUAAUUGAAAAGGCAUGGAAAAUGAGCCUGCGGAAGGCUACAUUUCCUUCUAAUAAGGAGCAGUAGCAUUGUGAAAUAGUAAAUUAAACGGAUAUUGCCACAGAUAUGUCAAUACACAGGGCCAUCUGUAUUAAAUUUAACAAACAAUUGACUGGUUAAGAGGCAGCUGAUCAAUAAACCAAAAAUGUUGUAAAUCGGCCUUCGCCAGCCUGGUGCCUUCCAGAUGUUUUGGAUUGCA